AUGCCUAUCUUUUGGGGUUGGUCAAAUCGUUGAUGUCUCACUUGCAACGUAACAUUCGCCGUGCACUGUACCCAAUAAAAACGUUGUUUACAAAUUUCGCCGGAUUCGCGGAACCAAGUCGCGGUGAGAGGGCACGACUCCAUUCAUUAAUUCAUUAGUAAUCGCUCGUUCAGCAGAAAAAGGCUGUCCUGACCCGAUGUGCAUUUCCAGAAAAUACUAGGGAUUUGCUUCGAGAGUGAAAGUGCAAUAAGAAUUUAAAUUUAAACAACAGAGUAGCAGCAGCGGAUCGGUGGCCGGGAAUACCGGCUUAUCAGUAACUCCCCGGUUGUUUACGUUUGUAAUCGAUCUUCCUACAAGCUGCCGCUGAGGAGCAGCAGAAAGUGAGAGCAGCCCGUUGGCAACACAGCGGAAGGUCAACUUUAGGCUACCUGACCCUUGGCUACUCGAUCGGGGAACGAGUCAAACGAGUGUUGCACGAAGAGAAAACGCGGCUCCACGUAGCAGCCCAGCAUACCUUGUCGCGCGCAUCCUUGAGUCGGCACCAAAGCAACCGUCGUGUAUCUCUUGUGUGGAGGUUGUGCGUCCUUCAACGACGAAGGCCGACGGUAGUGAGUCACGGCUGCGCCUAGAGUGAAAGCAUUCGGUCCCUGGUAAGCUGCGCCGUUGCGAUUACGAGCAAUGUAACAAGCAGUCAGUCGAAAUUGAUAGCCUCAACCGGUGAACAUCGCGAGUAGUGGCACCAGACCAGUGGCACACAAAAGUACUACAACAGAUCUGGUCCCCGUUAUCGGCGGAUAAAAUCGUGCGAAAAAAUGUGCAUUCUGUUUGUGUAUGUCGACGACGGUAGCCGGAGUGGACGGUAUCGACUGGUUCUCGCCUCGAAUCGGGAUGAAUUCUACGCACGGCCUGCUAAGACAGCCGCACCAUGGCAGGAGAACGAGCGGAUCAUCGGUGGGCGCGACAUGGAACCGGGUCGCGAAGGUGGAACCUGGCUUGCAAUUGGUAAUCAUCCCCCGGGGCGGAUCCGCCUCGGUGCCCUGCUGAACGUGACGGGCGAAACGAAAGCAAACGUUACCAAUGGCCGGGGUCCGAUCGUUGCCAACUAUCUCACGAGCAAUGGUGACAACACGGCACGAUACUACAGUGAACAACUGCUGGCCAACGAUAACUAUGGGGCGUUCAAUUUCGUAUCGAUCGACUUAGCGACGCUUGUCGAACCUGCUGCAAACUCCGGAGGUGAUCGUGCUGCACCGGAAUCGGAAGAUGGCAUUGGAACGGUUCUGCACACGAGUAACACACCACACAGCAUAGCGCCCUGUGCUCUGGGGAAAGCACUCGGAUUCGGCAACAGUACGCUCGAUAAGCCACUGCAAAAGGUUUGCCGUGGCCGGGAGCGGUUCGAGGAACUUGUGACCAACCGCAACGUACCGUUCGCUGAUACGGACGCGUUCGUGGACGAUCUGCUGGAUCUGUUGAAGAGUGAUGUACAACACUAUCCUGAUCCCGAGCUGACGCGUCGUGCCGGUCAACAUGCCGAGUACCUGUCCAGCGUAAACGUACGCGUACCUGGAGGACGCUAUGGUAGCCGUACACGGACAAUCAUUCUCAUAGAUCAUCAAAAUCACAUGGAGUUCAUCGAAGAGACGAUGGUGAAUAGUGAUCCGGAGAAUCCAGACUGGAAAACCACUCGGAUCGUACGUGACUUGUCCUAACACGCGAAUAACUAGGUUAGAUAAUAAUGGUUUUUAGAUUCAAUGACGCACCUGCACCACCAGUUUCCGGUUAGGUGUCUCGGUUUGGGGUACGGGUUUAAUAGUAUCGAGGUAGCUAACAAGUGGCCUUAAGCGAAUGACACACCAGCAGCCUUUUGAUGUAGUGUACAUAGUAGGAUGUGAGGGUUUUUAUUAAACAAUACAUUUCGCGAAGGGAUUAAUCAGCGUA
This is a messenger RNA of Anopheles darlingi, 1941 nucleotides long. It is a transcript of the gene Tango2, whose product is annotated as transport and Golgi organization protein 2. Gene Ontology annotation, cellular component: Golgi apparatus. Lineage: Eukaryota; Metazoa; Arthropoda; Insecta; Diptera; Culicidae. The transcript is spliced from 3 exons. The coding region runs from base 813 to 1712 and encodes 299 amino acids. Gene Ontology annotation, biological process: Golgi organization; protein secretion. The record is from RefSeq and is a predicted model, not a curated record.